Messenger RNA from Cantharellus anzutake, 933 nucleotides. RefSeq names its product Fibrillarin-domain-containing protein. The transcript is spliced from 10 exons. The coding region runs from base 1 to 933 and encodes 310 amino acids. Gene Ontology annotation, cellular component: small-subunit processome; nucleolus; box C/D methylation guide snoRNP complex. NCBI's taxonomy places the organism in Eukaryota, Fungi, Basidiomycota, Agaricomycetes, Cantharellales, Hydnaceae. Gene Ontology annotation, molecular function: histone H2AQ104 methyltransferase activity; RNA binding; rRNA methyltransferase activity. Gene Ontology annotation, biological process: box C/D sno(s)RNA 3'-end processing; rRNA methylation. The record is from RefSeq and is a predicted model, not a curated record.
AUGAGUGUUGAACCCAAUGCUGCGGGACCGGCUGGUGAAGUUGUCUGUGAUCAUGGUGGACGAGGUGGUGGAAGAGGGGGAUUUGGUGGUGGACGUGGUUUCAGCCGUGGUGGUGGUGGUCCACCUGGGCGAGGUGGCCGGGGUGGUGCUGGUGGACGCGGUUUAGGACGCGGCGGCCCUCGCGGCGGAAGUGGGAGAGGCGGACGUGGUGGCAGAGGAGGCGGUAGGGGGGGUGCCAGAGGCGGAUCCACUGUCAUCAUCGAGCCUCACAGACAUGCUGGCGUGUUCAUUGCCAAAGGCAAGGAACACCUUCUUGUCACCAAAAACCUUGUCCCUGGUGAGGCUGUCUAUGGCGAGAAGAGAAUAGCAGUCGAGAGUCCGCCAGAUCAAAAUGGUGAGAAGGUAAAAACUGAAUAUCGUGUCUGGAACCCCUUCCGCAGCAAAUUGGCCGCCGGUAUUUUGGGGGUUUUGUAUCUUGGCGCUGCCAGUGGUACUAGUGUCAGCCAUGUUGCCGACAUAGUUGGGCCCACUGGACUGGUGUACGCUGUCGAGUUCUCGCUGAGGUCUGGGCGCGACCUUGUCGAUAUGGCCAAGAAGCGUACGAAUGUGAUACCAAUCGUUGAGGAUGCCCGCCAUCCCAACAAGUACCGCGUACUUCUUUCUCUAGUCGAUGUUAUCUUUGCCGAUAUUGCCCAGCCAGACCAAGCCCGCAUCGUUGGGUUGAACGCCCACCAAUUCUUAAAACAUGGCGGACAUGCUGUGAUCUCCAUAAAGGCAAACUGUAUUGACUCGACAGUACCUGCAGAAGUUGUGUUUGCUUCUGAGGUGAAGAGAUUGCAGGAAGAAUUGUUUAAGCCACUGGAGCAGUUAACUCUUGAACCAUACGAACGAGAUCAUGCCAUUCUCAUCGCACAGUAUCUGAGGAAUAAAUAA